AUGCAACAAGACCACGAUUGGACCAACAACGAUUCAUUCCAAGUUGCUGGAGAGGAUGAAACCAACACCACACGAACACUCUUGUACAUUGAAGGAAGGAAUGGCUUCUCUCGAAUAUUUGCAUCCUCUCCUACAAGGAGUGAUCGUGAUCAGCACAAGCCCACUAAAAUACCUGCCUUACGAGAGGCUACUGAACUUUUUUCGUCGAACACACGAAUUGAUGAUGCUGAACGACCAUCCUCCGAGCUAGCCAUUAAUCAUUCUCCUGGGCACUUUUCUUUAAUUCGAGAUCAAAAACAGCUCAGUCCUUUCAGCUUUGCAAGUGCAGAUUCAAGAAAAUCUUCAUCUCGUCGCUCUCUUCCCUAUUCCAAUCUUUCCUCCCCUCGUCCAAACUCUUCAAAGUCCAAUCGAGAAGAGUUGUUUUUCCAAACCUCAGAUCCAGGAAUGCCCCUUACAACUCUUGGCGCAAAAAAUUCACCCAUUUCAUCUUUUGAGAAACAUCAUCCUCAUCGUUUCUACAACAACAACGUUAUAACAAGCGGAAUGAACCGAGAUUUGUUUCGUGGAACAACACCAACUCCAAGAGAACGCGAGUUAUUUACAAAAACAUCACCAUCCAUGGAGUUGUAUUUCGGAUCAACAAAAUACACUGAGGACAAUGAUGCUGAUGAUUUUAGAAUUGAGAAGAAUAUAAAGGAGAAAAGCUUUUCUCCAAGUGGUGCCCUGCCUGUGACUGCAAAAGAGGUUGAAAUAUCACCAAAAUCAGGUCGUGAGGAUCUAAUCAAGCAAAUGCUUGCAGGAGAGAAAGCCCAACAAAACAGCUAUUUCACAGAGGAUUUUGUCUCUUCGUCUUAUACUUAUACAUCUCCAAAGUCUAAGAAAACCUCUAUAAUAUUCAAUAGUCGAGAAAAUGAUGCUACUGAUAUUGAGGACAAAGAAAUUGUAAAUAUUCUCUCCCAAAUCAAGAAGUCAAAAAGAAACGCCUUAAAUGAAGACGUUCUCAAGCCCAACAAGAAAACAGAUGUCACUCCUCCAAAAUCAGAAAGGAGGCAAGAUAUCGUUGAUGUAAAUCUAUUGAAGCAAAAAGAGUUUUCAAAAAAGACUUUGAUAGAUGAAAUUCAAAAGAAGAACAAGGAAAUUCUUGACCUUAGAAACAAAAUCAUUAAGCUGCAUUCCUUAAACACUUCUUUAGAGAGCGAGAUUAAGUCAAUGGAAGAAACCAAUGAGUCUAUCCAGUUUCUGAAUAGAAGCAAAGAUACAACCAUCAAUGAAUUAAAAAAGCAAAUAGAUGAAUUACAAAUCAAACUCGAGACGAACUCUCAGUCACAUGUGAAUAUUGUAGAUGGAUUGCAGAAAACAAUAGAGAACCUGAACAUGACCAUUAAAGAAAAGGAAGUGCAGAUUAAAGAUCAAGAUAGACAACAUUUGAGACCAAUAAUUGAGGAACACAAUAGAACCAUUAGGGACUUAAAAUCUGACAUUGAGCGAGAACGAAUGCUAUAUGAAGAGAAAAAAGCAAGAUUACUUGAACUCAUUGCUUGUAAAGAGGAUGAAAUCAGAAAAAAUGGUGAGAAAGACAAAAUCAUGAACGAGUUAAAUAUAACAAUCGAGAAAAAAGAUCAAGAAAUUAGAACUCUAAAACUUUUCAACGAUAACAACAUGCUUGAAAUUGAAAGAUUGAAAAAGCACACCCAGCAUCUCCUUGAGGAAAGAAGAGAAUUUACAGAACAAGUGAAGGAUGAGAUUUCUAUUCAACUCAAAGAAGGCCAAACAAAAGAUGAACGAAUAAUGUUCCUUGAAGGUCUUGUGGAAAAACACAAAAUUAAGCUGGCAACGGUGUUGGAUGAGCAAGAAAAUAGAAAAAACGAUCUGAUGAGAAUCAUUGAAGAAGAAAGAAGAAUAUCUAACUCACUCAGGAGCGAAAACUUUAGAUUGAAAAAUAACGAGAAAGCGUUUCAUCAAAUGGAAUUUAUUAGAAGAAAUAUUCUGAUCACUAUUAAGGAUGUGAAUCACCUUCUUUCAUUGGUUGAAACGGAUGGAAUGGAGCUAGCAAGUUCUAAAGUUGUACAGCAAGAGUUACAAAAUGAUGGAGAUCUCCUAGCAUUAUCGUCUCAACUAAACCAACGAAUUGAUAUUCUGAAAAAUAGAUUGACCGAAAAAUAUGCAGGUCAGCUUGGUGAUUGCUUGACACAAUAG
Molecule: messenger RNA, 2196 nt
Organism: Naegleria lovaniensis
Lineage: Eukaryota; Heterolobosea; Eutetramitea; Acrasida; Naegleriidae
Exons: 2
Coding region: 1-2196 (731 amino acids)
Source: RefSeq, a predicted model, not a curated record